Rhagoletis pomonella (apple maggot) is the source of this 619-nucleotide messenger RNA. RefSeq lists its product as uncharacterized. The transcript is spliced from 3 exons. Lineage: Eukaryota; Metazoa; Arthropoda; Insecta; Diptera; Tephritidae. The record is from RefSeq and is a predicted model, not a curated record. The coding region runs from base 53 to 619 and encodes 188 amino acids.
AAUGAUUUAUUUAUUUCCGAAAUAUUGAAAAAAGUUUUGGUUUAUUUUAAGGAUGGAAAAAACUACAAGAAGGAGGUGGACACAGGAGGAAUCUGAGGGUUUUUUGCGGUGCUACUUGGCUCGCAAAGCCGAAUUUGAGCACCCAAAGAAAAAGCGUCAGGCAUACGCUAAUACACUUGAGGAUAUGAUAUGCUUGGGUAUUACGGAUUCUGGGAGAACACCGCUGUGUUUGGAGGGGAGGAUGCGCACUUUGCUACAAGCCUAUAAGGCAGCACGCGACAACAAUAACCGCACAGGUUCUUCUCCGUGCUUCGACCCGUACAUGGAGCUAAUGGAGGAGAUAUUUGGGAGAGUAACGCCAAAUACUGUAACUACAUUAGGUACAGUAUUUACAAAUCUAGUUAUAUCCGGUUGUUUUAUCGCGCACACCCUGCAUAUUGUAAAUGAUGACUUCAAUAUACCAUCAGAUGAUAUUCUCGGCAAGGAGUUUUUAAAGCUAAACAAAUGUGUUAUAAAUUGUCAAACAAAUAUUUUCUCUUUAUGUGUAGGCGAUACAAAACUCAAGUCGCCAAUUUUGCAUGAAACUAGCCGCGAUACUUGCGUUUUUGGUGUUUUGUAG